This is a messenger RNA of Cyprinodon variegatus (sheepshead minnow), 1205 nucleotides long. RefSeq names its product YdjC homolog (bacterial) (gene ydjc). The record is from RefSeq and is a predicted model, not a curated record. The coding region runs from base 103 to 1035 and encodes 310 amino acids. The transcript has 6 exons. NCBI's taxonomy places the organism in Eukaryota, Metazoa, Chordata, Actinopteri, Cyprinodontiformes, Cyprinodontidae. Gene Ontology annotation, biological process: carbohydrate metabolic process. Gene Ontology annotation, molecular function: deacetylase activity.
AGAAAGCUGUGAGGAAGUAAAGCUUGUUUUCCAGUUUAGAGCCGUUUAGGCUCCGGUGGCCCUCAGAUUAAAAACACGCUCCGGAUUCACUUGUGCUUGGAAAUGCCACCCCCCCGGUUGCUGAUGGUGGUCACAGGAGAUGAUUUCGGCUACUGCCCCAGGAGGAACCAGGGGAUCGUGGACUGCUUUUUGGCUGGAGGCAUUUCUAAUGCGUCUCUGCUUGUUAAUGCCUCGGCUGCUAAAGAGGCAGCUGCUCUGGCUGGCAGACACAAAAUCCCGAUUGGCCUCCAUGCCAACCUGUCUGAGGGCAGCCCUGUGUGUCAGAACCUCCAGCAGGUUUCCACUCUCAUUAAUCCUCGGGGCUUCUUCCAUGGAAAGAUGGGUUUUCGUCAAGCCUUGGAGAGAGGCCAGCUCAGCAUGAAGCAGGUAGAGCUGGAGUUAAGAGCCCAAGUCCAGCGUUUUGUAGAACUAACAGGCCAUCUGCCUUAUCACAUGGAUGGACACCAGCAUGUUCAUGUGCUGCCAGAUGUUCGUGAGGUGGUUGCACAAGUCCUCUCAGAUCUAAGGAUUCCUUUCACUCGUGUUCCGGUGGAGCCGGGUUUACACAGCUGUCCCUGGUUGCCGGCACAUCUGCAAACUUUUUACACGCAAGUGGAAAAGGAUGCCCUGGACUCAGUCCCCAUCUUCAGACGCUAUGGAAUCAGGUGGCCUGACGUGUACCUGGGACUCUCCACCAUGGGUCAGAACAUGUCGGUCUCCACUCUGCAAAGGGCUCUGAAGGAAGCCUUGGCAGCAGGAACCACUGAGCCGUCCUCCAGAGGAGCGUCAGGCCUUCGUCAGCCUGUUGUCACUGCAGAGCUAAUGGUCCAUCCAGGUUUCUCAAGUCAUCCUGAAGAAGGUGGAUGUGGGGAGGGCCCAGAUAACUUCUCCCAGUCUUCUGAAAGAGAACAUGAGCUAAACGUGCUCAGAAGCCCAGCUGUUCUGGAGCUUUACCACCAGGAACGAGUGCAGCUCUGUGGCUUUAGGGACCUUUGACAGAUGCUUCCUCAGAAUAAUUCAUUUUUACACUUCAUCAAGUUUAUAAAACACAUAGGAAUAUUUAUGAUCACCUCUAUUAUAAUUAAUUAUAAUAAUUGCUUUUGUAGGUUUACAGAAGGGAUUUCUUAUACAGUAGAAUCAUUUAACAGUUUAAUUGAGAUUCCUCU